UUGGAGGACGUCACGUCAAGGCAGCUAGCUAGCUCGUGCUGGCGGAGGGUCAUGGUGGUUGUUUGUUCAUGUCAUGGCCUUCAUUUUCGAUUUUCUCCCAGGACCCUUGUCUCUUCUUCGGAUCCACAAGCAUUAGCCGCACAUACUCUAAUGCAAGCAGUAUUCGUACACCUAAUCUCAAGUUUCACGAACAUGUUGAUUGUUUGUGGUAUGGUUGCAACUUGUCCGCAGGUAGAAAAAGGCAAUCCGAUCUGGGCAUCGAUCGAGUCUUAUCCGCGCCCAGUGUGUUGCAAAUAAUGCCACCGACAGUUCGCUGUAGAUCCCGUUUUCUCUUUCCGGCAUGUGUUUGCAGACUUCUCCAACCCUAAACACCCUCACAACAAACGUUGACUCGUCGAGGGACUUGACAUGAUGAGCUCCUUUCACUGACACGUUCGUGUUCAUGCAUUACAGAUACUGACAAGCACUCCAGCGAAGCCUGGACGAGUAUAAGAAUGAGAGAGACAUCCAGUUCUGGACAAUCCGUAGUGUAGUUCGCAAAGUAACGUUAGUUUUGUUGGCCAAUCACAUCAUGGAAAACUUCAGUCUAACAAGAGAUCCUGAGCAGUUGGAUGGCAAGUUACUGUUUGCUAUCCCAAAGAAAGGGCGACUAUAUGAGCCAUCAGUUGCUCUUCUUCAAAGCUGUGAUCUCAAGUACCGUCGUAAACAUCGCCUAGAUGUAGCAGGCUGCUUGACACUGAAUGUUGCGUUUGUCUUCUUACCCGCCGCUGACAUUCCGCUGUAUGUCAGUCAAGGAAGAGUUGACCUGGGUAUCACAGGCCAGGAUGUAGUAGCAGAAGCUCAAGUUGACGUUGAUGAAGUGUUGCGUUUGGACUUUGGAAAAUGCAGACUUUGUGUGCAGGUGCCCACUGCAUCCGAAUGUCAAAAAGCAGAAGACUUGGCAGGGAAGCGAGUGAUUACAUCAUUCCCAAAUCUCACAAGGCAGUUCUUCAAGACUAAGUGUCCAAAUGGAGAUGCAGCAACUGUGCAUUUUGUCAGCGGCUCUGUUGAGGUUGCAUGCUGUCUGGGUCUUGGAGAGGGAAUCGUUGAUCUGGUGGAGAGUGGUGACACAAUGCGCGCUGCUGGCUUGCACGCAAUAGAUGAAAUAUUGAAAUCUGAGGCUGUACUUAUUGCCAACAAGAACUCUCAACAUCAGGAUCUUGUCAAGGUGAUUUCUUCUCGUGUGGAAGGUGCCAUCAUUGCCAAGCGAUAUGUCAUGGUGGAGUACAACUUGAGGCGUGAAGAUUUACCCAAGGCAAUUCAGGUUGCCCCAGGCAAGCGCUCUCCCACUCUGGCUCCAUUGGAUGAUCCAGAUUGGGUUGCUGUCAAAGUCAUGGUUCCUAAUCACGACCUUGGCAAUAUCUUGGACAGUUUGAAAGCUGUCGGUGCUCUGGACAUUGUUGUCUACAACCUUAGCAACACUCGGCCCUGAUCAUCUCUUCGCUGACGACUUCCUACAUACCGGUGCAGCAUAUGGCGAGAACACUGGCUACACCACGUUUCCCUCUACUAUCUGCACUGCCAUGGGUUGCAGCACUACUAGUACAGCGCACUGUGCACAUGUAGGUAGGUCGUUAUGCUUGCUACCCUGCUUUCAGUGCUCACAUUAGCAAUUUUCAUGCUGCUUUUCUCUUAUAUCCGUGAACGCUUCAUUUCAUUUUUGGUAUUUAUUUUCUUGCAGAUUAGCUUUCUCAGAGAAUGUACUCCAUCCCAUUUGCCUCGGCUGGUCCUACAUGCGCUUGCUACUGUUCACUACUACAUACAUUUUGCUUCGGCUGGUUUUAUGCUUUGGCAAUUUCCCUAAGGUUAUUAAGUUAUUUUUCCACAAAGUUUGUAGCGUUCUCAAGCUACUUAACUUAAGGCCGUUUUGGAAUAAAUUUUACUCUGCGUACCUGCUGAGAUAUU
Sycon ciliatum is the source of this 1944-nucleotide messenger RNA. RefSeq lists its product as uncharacterized. Gene Ontology annotation, cellular component: cytoplasm. The transcript has 16 exons. Gene Ontology annotation, biological process: L-histidine biosynthetic process. Gene Ontology annotation, molecular function: ATP phosphoribosyltransferase activity; magnesium ion binding. NCBI's taxonomy places the organism in Eukaryota, Metazoa, Porifera, Calcarea, Leucosolenida, Sycettidae. Bases 572 to 1471 code for a protein of 299 amino acids. The record is from RefSeq and is a predicted model, not a curated record.